UACAGGAGAUGACCAGAGACUGCGAACACGGUACAGAAGAUGACCAGAGACUGCGGACACGGUACAGGAGAUGACCAGAGACUGCGGACACGGUACAGGAGAUGACCAGAGACUGCGGACACGGUACAGGAGAUGACCAGAGACUGCGGACACGGUACAGGAGAUGACCAGAGACUGCGGACACAAUACAGGGAUGACCAGAGACUGCGGACACGGUACAGGGGAUGACCAGAGACUGCGGACACAGUACAGGGAUGACCAGAGACUGCGGACACGGGAUGACCAGAGACUGCGGACACAGUACAGG
Staurois parvus is the source of this 307-nucleotide messenger RNA. NCBI's taxonomy places the organism in Eukaryota, Metazoa, Chordata, Amphibia, Anura, Ranidae. The record is from the annotation of a GenBank genome assembly.